AUGGGUCUCACACCAGUGCACUUCUUCUCACACGGCUCGACAAUGAUGCUGGGCGAAGAGUCCACAUCGGGCGACUACUGGAAGAAAUGCGGCGACGAAGCGCUCGCCAACAACAUCAAAGGCGUAAUCAUAAUGGGGGCCCACUGGGACGCAACAGGGGACGCAAUUGAAGUCUCCAUGAAUCCCACACCAGGAAAGUCCCCCGUAGCAUACGUCCACCCAUCCAAAUACGUCGACUAUAGACUCGAACCGGAUCUCAAGAACGGCGAACGGGUCCUGAAGACGUUGGAAUCAGCGGGCUUCAAUGUGCGGCCGAACGAUAAAUUCGAGUGGAUCCACGAUACGUUCUUGAUUCUCAUUAGGAUGUUUCCGAAUGGGUGUCCUCCAACCACGAUCAUCUCCAUGAACGCCCGUUUCGACCCUCACUUCCACAUGCGAGUCGGGAGCACGAUUCGUCCUUUCCGCAAGGAAGGGUACCUCGUCGUUGGCACGGGCGGCGCUGUCCACAAUCUCUAUCGGAAUGUGUGGUGGCCGAUGUUGAUGUACCGUAAUAACUUCGCGCAGCCUACACCACCUGAAGGCUGGUCGCUGGAGUUCAGACAGAGCGUUGAGGAUGUGAUGAGCAACAACCGGGGUCCGGCGCUGAGGAGGGCGAUCACGAGGCUGAUGAAGCAUCCGCAGUACAGAGAUGCUCAUGCUACUGAUGACCAUUUCAUGGCGGCCUGUUUUGUUGCGGGAGCAGCGGGGGAUUGGGAAGAUGAGAAGGAGGAGAAGGGGCGGUUGGGUGCUGAGACGUGGGAGUUGACGAAUAUGUGUAAUAGUCAGUUUACGAUUGGGAGUUGGGGGAGGGCUGUGGCGGCUCAUUGA
Molecule: messenger RNA, 867 nt
Organism: Zasmidium cellare ATCC 36951
Lineage: Eukaryota; Fungi; Ascomycota; Dothideomycetes; Mycosphaerellales; Mycosphaerellaceae
Exons: 2
Coding region: 1-867 (288 amino acids)
Molecular function (GO): zinc ion binding; ferrous iron binding; oxidoreductase activity, acting on single donors with incorporation of molecular oxygen
Source: RefSeq, a predicted model, not a curated record